Messenger RNA from Perkinsus marinus ATCC 50983, 513 nucleotides. RefSeq names its product interferon-induced guanylate-binding protein, putative. The transcript has 5 exons. The coding region runs from base 1 to 513 and encodes 170 amino acids. NCBI's taxonomy places the organism in Eukaryota, Perkinsozoa, Perkinsida, Perkinsidae. The record is from RefSeq and is a predicted model, not a curated record. Gene Ontology annotation, molecular function: GTPase activity; GTP binding.
AUGGGUGCGAUUAACGAGGAGAGUCUCGACCAACUCAAUCUGGUACUUCAUCUCACAAAGCACAUUCAUGUUCGAUCCUCAUCCAAGAGCAACCCAGAUUUGUCCAAGGACUCAGCUGACCUUGCCGCUCACUUCCCACCUUUACUGUGGGUUCUAAGGGACUUCAACCUGAAGCUAGUCAACGAAACGGGGCAACCAAUAUCACCUAAAGAGUAUCUCGAGCAUGCUCUGAGGCCAGUAGCAGGUCGUAGUGAAGGGAUCGAACAGAAGAAUAAAAUACGUGAUUGCAUCAAGGCUAUGUUCAGGGAUAGGAGCUGUUCAGUGAUGGUUAGGCCAGUGGAAAAUGAGGCGGACUUGAGGAACAUCCAGAAGCUGCCGUAUCAAGCAUUGAGGCCUCAAUUCCAGCAGCAGGUUGAUGCAUUCGUUCAGAAGGUGUACUCAUCGUUGAAGCCUAAGAUGAUAGGAGGGACAACCCUCAACGGAUCGAUGCUCGCCACACUUGCUCAGGAGUAA